Camarhynchus parvulus is the source of this 8515-nucleotide messenger RNA. RefSeq names its product TGF-beta activated kinase 1 (MAP3K7) binding protein 2 (gene TAB2). The transcript has 7 exons. NCBI's taxonomy places the organism in Eukaryota, Metazoa, Chordata, Aves, Passeriformes, Thraupidae. The record is from RefSeq and is a predicted model, not a curated record. Gene Ontology annotation, molecular function: K63-linked polyubiquitin modification-dependent protein binding; ubiquitin binding. Gene Ontology annotation, biological process: positive regulation of protein kinase activity. The coding region runs from base 4744 to 6618 and encodes 624 amino acids.
UUAGGUGGUUUAUUUUGGGGUUUUUGUUGGGUUUUGGGGUUUUUUCCGUCACCUUUUUAAUUGCUUGUGUGUUUCUGCUGUUGGUUUAGCAACCUCUACCAGGCUUGCAUUGCAACUUGCUGCAUCUGAUUUCCUGUCAUUACAACAGUCUUUUAUGCACAUUGUCUGUAUCCUACACCAUAAAUGCUACAAGGAAAUGUUCUCUUGUUUCUGCAUUCACUCUCUUAAGAAAUAUUUACAGCCUGAUUUCUAAAAUAAGCCUUUAGAUAGAUGGCUUUUACAGCAUUUUAGCCAAGUGAGUAAAACACAGAUCAGGUGUGAUCAGAUUAAAACCACAGAAAAACAUGAGCAAUUUACUAGAUGUAGCUGAACUAACAAGGGAGAUAUAAAGGCUGCAUUGAUCUGAGUUUGAAGAAGGUGAAGGGCCUGCUGGUUACUGUGGCAGUGUUCUGCAUAUUUCCAAAAGCUGCUCUCUUGAACACACAAAGGCUGUUUCCCAAAUGGUAGCUGACCAUAAAUGGGACUUCAGUCAUAAUAAGUGCAUCAUAACUCCAAAUGGAACUAUUAAAUACAGCAGUUAUGUUAAAAUCUGCACAAUUAUCUUUGAUAUUUUUUGUGGCAUGGACUGCAUGUGAAGUUGCAGUAGGAAAAAAUUUGUAAUGAACAAGAAGUGCAGAUAACAUUCUAGUCUGUUUAGAUUUUGUCAGGUUUAAUUAUUUCAUAAAAUCCAUUUUGGCAGAAUCUACUCUGAAGAACACUUGCUUUAUAAGUAUUUUGUGGAAAGUCGAUGUGAUAUACUAAGUUAAGGUUUGUAUUGAAGAAUUGUCUGUGGUAUGUUAAACAUGUGCUCUGUCAGAAGAAAGGAGACUUGAAAAAGUAUGUAUUUAGCUAGCACUGGUUCAGCACUCUAACAGCCUAGUAUUUGGCAUCUGAAUUAUAUUUCACAUUAAGUUGUCUUUGAAUAUUUUCAUAAACAAGAGAGGCAGUGUAUUUUGUCUCAUACUCAUGGUUCUGAGUAGUCUUUGGGAGAUGACACAUUGUUUACUUUGGUUUCAAUAGUUUUCACAGAAUAAAGCUUUAACAGGAGCUCCGUCACGAUACAAUUGCCAGGCCUUUUAAGUUGUCUGGGGAUCAUGCCAAUACUCUUUGAAAAAGAACACAGCUAAUUAAUUCUUCCCGUUGCUGAGGAUUUCUGGCAUAAAUGAGCACUGGGAUCUCUGUCUCUCUUCAACAUUAUAAAGUCACAUCGAAGGGGUUGUUUUGAGGGUUUUUUUAUAGCUAGAAGCAGUAUGUACAACUAUUAGUAAAUGGGCAUUACUGCAAGAAUAACUUUAUAUUGUACUGCACACCAGUAUUUAGAAGUGUUCCUUUGUAAUUAAGCUCUGAUAUUAAUGAUUUUAGGAAGAAUUAUUUCUCUGAGUCACCAGUGUUGAGUUUUCCUUCUUCCAAUAAUUAAUGUCUUGAAUAGAUUUUUCUCAUUACUUCUGUAAUGCUGUAUUUCCUUGACUUUUAUGCCAGUCUCUGAAUGAAGCAAAAAUGUUGCUGCCAUCAGUUUCCUUUGCCUCCUGUUGGUACCCUUUUCUUCUAGAGUCUUAAUUACUGGCAGUCUUGGCUAUUCACUCCUGCAUUCAUGCCUUUUAUUUUCCACUUGCAUAUGUAACUUUCUAACAAUAUUCUGACAAUAUUUCUAACAAUAUUCUGGAUGAUCCUGAGUUCCAUGGCUGACAGCAGUGGGGUGUGUCUGUUCCUUAAGCUUCCAUCUGUGAAAGUAACUUUCAGUUCCUUUAAGUUUGCCCCUGGAGAUGCAUCCUGAGUCCUUUUUGUCAUUUCUUGCAACAUAAGAACUGGGAAAAAACCUUUUCAUUUGUCUUUUCUAGAGAGGCCUCAAAAGACCUCAUGACCUGUCACUUCAGCCUUCCUUAAGGUUAAUUUGAGUUUAUUAAUAAUCUUUUGAUAUCUUUGAGUUCUUUAGUGUGUUUUUCUUCUUGAAGUGAUGAUUGGAAUGAGACCCUCAUAUUCAUAUGAUACAUUUUUCAUAUGUUAAAUUGUCAGUGAAGCCAUAGCAGUUGCCUAUUGUAAUUGAAACUAAGGGAAAAAAACUUCUUUCUUUUUGUGUUGGAGUAUAUUUCUCUGAGUUAAAAUAGUGGGGACAGAGCCUCUUUGGUUUAGUUCCUCCCAUAUUACAGUAAAAAUAUUUUGCUGUGUUGAGACAUUUGAUGCACACGUGCAAAAAUUUAUCAGCAAAUUUAGUGAAGUGAUACUGCUUGCAGGCAUCUGCUUGGUGAUAAGCCACCAAAACUUAAAAGUACUGUAGCAAAAAUAAAAAUAAGCAGUCUCCCAAGUUCUGCAUGCUACCAACAAAUAGUUGAACUUUACAAGCAUUGAAUGAUGACCCAUAAAUCAUUUUACGCCUCAUGAAGAUGCAGACAAGUUUUUCUGUAGCACUUUUGAAUUUUAAGGUAAUUGUUACAAUACUUUGCUGCUUUGGAGUAAUAAAUGGGGAGCUGUGGUCAUUGUGUGUUUUAUUAAGACUUCAGACAUUGAAAAAUGAGUUAGAACACAAAAUACUUUAUUGAAAUGCAGCACUGGGGUGACAAUGUGGGCCAUUUGUUUUAAGUACUGGGUUUUUUUAUUUAUUCUCUGUGGGUUUUUGAAAAGACUACAUGGAUGAAUCUCUUUCAACAGAGUUUUUGCUGUGGCAGCUGUGAAGGUGCUUUUUUGCUGGUACAAUUUAAAUAAAGAGUAAAUACAAAAUUUUUGUAAUGUCCAGGGAACUUGAGGCAGAGAUCAUAGAAUUUGCUAUUCUAGGUUAGAGAAAUUGGAAAAAAAUUAAGCUAUCUUAGGAGGAUUGAGAGGAGUUAAAAAUUUAGCAGGAAGUUUAAUGAACUACUCAGUAGAAGAGGGAUGGAAAAAUGGAAUUUGAUGCUGAACUAGGGUAAACCAGUUUUCUUGUUAAUAGAAUUUUCUGGUUUUGUGGAUUUGCUGUGGUCUUGUUGGAUUUGAAGUUUAAUUAGAGAAGUAUUGCAGUACAGUUUUUGAUAAACAAUAUAAUUGUUUAGUUGUUUCAUUUGAAGAGUGUUUUUCUUAUUUCUUUAAAGAAGGUGCAAGAUCUGUAGUCUUGUCACUGCUUAAAUUAGUCUAGCACUGUAAACUCUUGAGGAAGUAAUACACAUGUACUUCUAGUGAGAUAUAGACUAAGUAACUUUUUAAAUUGCUCUACUGCUGCCACAGAGAAAGUGAAUAAAAUUCAUGGAGAUGCUUGAAUAAGAUUUACUAAUUUAAGAGACAGAUGUUCAUUGGAGUUGACUAUGCCAGGGUAUCUAUGAACCAUAUGGUCAUAUUUUUUUGUAAUAUUAGUUUAUAUAAAGAAGAUACCAUUCCAUUGCUUAACACACAGGUGCAUUCUUUGAAGAUUUAUUGGUAGAAAUUCUUCUUGGUAAAUGCCUGUAGAUAUCAUAUGGUCUGGACUGAUCCUUUGUAUGAAUGUGUUAAUUGGUGAUUGUGAAAUAGUCUUUUUCAUAGCUUUCAUAAUUUCCUUCAAAGCAGGAACAGAAUUAGCUGAAGAAGCCUGCAGUGUUAUUUCCUUCUAGUAAUAAUUUCAGAAUAUUCUGAAGUAUGUUGGGUGAAAACCAAGUAGACAAUCGCUAGUAAAUUCUGAAACUUAGAGACAUUGAACUUCUAUCCACAAUAUUCUGACAGUAAACAAAAACAAUGAUGGUAAAGGUAAAAAUGCAGGUACAUUAAAAAGUUGAGCAAACACUAUUUUCCAGUAUUUGAUGUGGACUACUUUGUGUUCAGUUGUGUUUAAAAUAACUAAAAAUACUGUUCUUAAACCAAAUAAUUUUAAUACUUUGAUAAAUCAAGUCUUUUUUUAUUCUUAAUGUAUUUUAUAAUAUCAGUAUAAAACCAAAGAGAGAAGGAAACGGACUGUCAGAUGUGUCUAUAAAUCAGCAAUUUUCAAGGUUAUGAGUGUGUGAAGGACGAUUACUUAGAAAUGUCACAUGGGAAAACAUCAAAAUAAAGUACAGACUUUGGCUGCAUAAUUGAAAAGGGAUUUUGUAUGUGUGUUUCAGUUUGUGGGGCGUUCUUUUGUUACAUCAGAAGUGCCUGCUUUUGGUGUCUCAAGGCUUUCCUUUCUCUUCCAGAAAAUGCUGGGACAGAAGAGAUGAGUACUCCCUUUACUAAGGCCUAAAACUGCCUGUUGAAAACAAUCCUGACCAGGCAAGAUACGAAUGGCCCAAGGAAGCCAGCAAAUUGAUAUUCAGGUUUUACAUGACCUGCGACAGAAGUUUCCUGAGGUACCUGAAGGUGUUGUAUCCAGAUGCAUGUUACAGGGUGCCAACAUUUUAAACUCAAAUGGGACAUGGGCAGAGAUAAGAUGAGGGGUAUUGUUUUGCUGGAAUAUGCUCAGUUCUGCCAUCAACCGGUUCUCUGAUCUGUAAAGAGCUAGAAGCGGUUGAAACUCUGCCUCUGCCAACCAGAAGAUGCCAGGGGUUCCAUGUGCCCGUUUCCCCUUUGAGUUCUCCAAUUUUCUCUUUGACGUCACUGAAAUUUUGGAAUUGAUUGGAUGCAGUCUUAAAAAGGAAAAAAAAAGUUGUCCAAAGAAAUGCAUUCAAGCUGAAUAAUAACAAUAAUUUGGAUGCCUGUUGUGCAGUUCUCUCUCAAGAGAGCACAAAGUAUCUCUACGGUGAAGGAGACCUGAGUUUUUCAGAUGAUUCUGGGAUUCCUGGACUACGAAAUCACAUGACAUCUCUUAAUUUGGAUUUGCAGUCACAGAACGUCUAUCAUCAUGGAAGAGAAGGAAGUAGAAUGAAUGGAAGUAGGACUCUAGCUCACAGUGUUAGUGAUGGACACCUUCAAACCAGUCAGUCCAACAAUGAACUGUUUCAGCAGGAACCACAGACAGCACCUGCGCAGGUUCCACAAGGAUUUAAUGUCUUUGGGAUGGCUAAUACAGUUAGUGCUUCUAAUCCAGGGCAGCAUCUUGGAUUUCACCUAGGCAGCAAAGGAGUAUCUAACUUGUCUCAACAAACACCCAGAUUCAACCCCAUUAUGGUAACUUUAGCCCCAAACAUUCAGCCUGGUCGCAAUACCCCAACGUCUUUGCACAUACAUGGUGUACCUCCUCCUGUACUUAAUAGUCCCCAGGGAAAUUCUAUCUAUAUUAGGCCUUACAUCACAGCUCCUAGUGGUACUGCUCGGCAAACACAGCAGCAGCCAGGCUGGGCAUCUCAGUUUAAUCCCAUGCACCCUCAGCAAGUCUACCAGCCUUCACAGCCAAGUCCCUGGACUACUAUUCCUACAUCCAGUACUACGCCACAUACCUCAUCGCAACACUCAACACAGCCAAACCAGCAAGGCCACCAGACUUCUCAUGUGUACAUGCCUAUCAGUUCUCCUACUACUCCACAAGCACCUAUGAUUCAUUCAUCUGGUAGCUCACAAUCUUCUGCUCAUAGCCAAUACAACAUUCAGAAUAUCUCCACAGGACCUCGCAAAAAUCAAAUUGAAAUCAAACUUGAACCGCCACAAAGAAACAGUUCUUCUAAAUUGCGUUCAACUGGCCCUCGCACCUCCACCGUUCCCUCUUCCCUCAACAGCCAGACAUUAGGUAGAAGUCAACCCACUGUUUACAUAUCGGCCAGUCCUCCAAAUACUGAUGAAGUGAUCACACGUGGUCAGCCCAAGGUCUACAUUUCAGCAAAUGCCACGACAGGAGAUGAUCAGCUUGUGCGGAACCAGCCCACGCUUUUCAUAUCCACAAAUCCUGGAGUAUCUACUACUGCUAGGAAUAUGUCUGGUCAAGUAAGCAUGGGUCCUGCAUUUAUUCAUCACCAUCCACCCAAGAGUCGAGCAGUGGGCAACAGCACCACUGCAACUUCUCCUCGAGUGGUUGUUACACAGCCUAACACAAAAUAUACUUUUAAAAUUACAGUUUCUCCAAAUAAGCCCCCUGCAGUUUCCCCAGGGGUAGUAUCCCCAACUUUUGAACCUACAAACCUUCUAAACCUUCCUGAUCACUAUGUUGAACCAGAGGGUAUCCAGCAUCUUACUGACCCUGUUUUAGCACAUGUGGAUAGGAUCAGUGAUGCACGGAAAUUGAGUAUGGGAUCUGAUGAUGCUGCCUACACGCAAGCUUUACUGGUACACCAGAAGGCCAGGAUGGAGCGACUUCAACGAGAACUUGAGGUUCAAAAGAAAAAGUUGGAUAAACUAAAAUCAGAGGUCAAUGAAAUGGAGAAUAAUCUAACACGAAGGCGCCUGAAAAGAUCGAAUUCUGUUUCCCAAAUUCCAUCACUGGAAGAAAUGCAACAGUUAAGAAGUUGUAACAGACAGCUGCAGAUAGACAUAGAUUGCCUAACCAAAGAGAUUGAUCUUUUUCAAGCAAGAGGACCACAUUUUAAUCCCAGCGCUAUUCAUAAUUUUUACGAUAAUAUUGGAUUUCUUGGUCCCGUGCCACCAAAACCCAAAGAUCAGAGGUCCAUUGUGAAAACACCAAAGACUGUUCCAGACACAGAUGAAGAUGAGGGAGCUCAGUGGAGUUGUACCGCCUGUACUUUUUUAAACCAUCCGGCCUUAAAUCGCUGUGAACAGUGUGAAAUGCCCAGGCAUUUCUGAGCCAACAGGCCCAUUACCUUCCCUAAAACCAUAGCAAACGUACAAGGAAUUGUCUAGGCAUCGGGGGCCAAAAAAAGCAUUUAUGCAUAGGGUUUUGUAAAAUGGAAGGUGUGACGAGAUGGUGUUUUGCUAUUGUUAAAUGUCAGCCCACAGAGCAAGCAAUACCUCAGAGCUGUGUCACAGGCAGCUGACGCUGAUCGGCUGAAGGGCAAUCUGCUGAGAGACUCGCCAGCUGCCUGAACCAUGUACAGUAUUACCAGGAACACACACCGUGUUCAGUGCCUGGGUGUCACCCAUCCUCUUCUCUGCCCCAGUGUCACUACUGAAUUCUGACAGGGGAAAGGAAUAGAGUGCUAGUGUUUUUGUUUUCAGAGCUUUCAGUGAAACACUACAUGCACAAAGGAAAUCUUAAAAGGAACAAGGUUUAAAUAUUUAAACUGUUUGCUGCCACAUAGUGCCUUUGAUAAAGGGAAGAACUUCACAAAUCAGUGGUACUCUUUGCCUUGUCUUCCCUGAAAACAUCUCUGUGAAGCCAGAAAUCAUUACAAUCACAUCUAAAGAUGAAAAGGAAAAACUGCAUGCGUUGUCUGUACAAUACACACAGUGAAAUACCCCAAAGCUUUUCCUACUGUACAUAGCUCUAGAGCCUGCUUUAAGUGAUUUCUUUUCCUCACCUUUAUUAUUUUCUUGUACUUCUGUAUGUAUAGUGUAAUAGUCUUUUUGUUAACUUUCUUUUUUUCCCUUUAAGUGAUUAAGCACGAUCAUGUCCCUUUUUUUAAGCUUUUAUCUGAGAGAAGCAAUGCCUUAAAAUAAGAGCAUUAGUAAAAAACUAUGCACAAAAUAGCUUUCCUCUGCUCGUUCUGUACAUUGCUCUUGUAAAUGCUGAUGAUCUGUGAAGACCUGCAGAUGCAGCGUGGUAAAAGUGCAGGAAAAGUUGGAAGUUAUGCAUAUAGUUCACUCUGUACACUGAGUUUUACGGUGGGUGACACAAAGGGAGCAUUUUGUCUGCUGUGAGGAAACUUUAUACUAGGAAACUUUCAACCCACCAACAGAUCAGCAUCCGAGUUAAGCUUGCUUCAUCUGCUGGGUGUCUUGCAGACUCCUGAAGAGAGAUUCAUUGGGGAAGUACAUAAAGUGCCAAAAUCAACAGCAGCAGCAUCGUACGGCUUUGUUCAAGGACUUUAAAUGCUUUCCUGUUUUGGCAGCCAGUUUCUAAACCUGACUUUGUGGUGAAGUCUCAUAUUUAUAGAAAACAAGGAUAGCGAUAUUUAGGACAACUGAAAUAAAGGCUGGAAAAGAGAAAUUAAACAGACUUGAACACUGAAGCAACCUCAAGCAUCUCUUUUAUUUUAAUGAUCUAUUUUUUUAAGGAAAAUACUCACAUGAUCGGGGAUGUAUGUAACCGAGAUCAAGAAAAUGGAAUUCCAGUACAAUAUGCAUGAAAGACGGCACACAAAGAAUUAUGUAGCAGCAGCACUUAGCGUGAGGCUGGAGGGAGUGCUAACCAUGUAGCAAGAGACAAAGUAGACUGUCACCCACUGUAAACAUCCUCCAGUGGACACUUUUAUUAGGAGUUUUACAAGUGAUCUAUGUGAAUGCACAGAGGCCUUUGUUUUGAAGGCUUUGCAAUUUUUUUUAUGUGGGAAGAAAAUGUCAAUCCCAGGUAAUUAGGCAGUAGACCCAAAGCAGUUGCAUUCAAUGCAUUUUGUUUAUAAAAUGAGGCCUUGUUUUUCAGCUUCAUCUGCAGUUCUAUGUGAAGAUUGACAAAUCAGUUUUUACCUGUUUAUUAAUAAAACCUAAUUUGGAUAUCUUGAGUUGAUGGUUUUGUGAUUUAGCUGGGUAAACUGCCUUUGUAACAGAUAAGUUAUUUAUAAAAAUUAAAAAAAAUAUAUUCUAA